GUCCCCUUGUGUCACUUCUUAGAAAUUUGUCGCAAAGAUCGGACAUGGAUCGAAUUCAAUUUAAAGUAAAUGGCUGUAAAUAUACAGUGGGAAACGAAGUGAGUUCUGAAGUGAUGCUGCUGGACUACCUGAGGGAGUACCUCCAGUUGAGGGGAACUAAGUACAUGUGUCGUCAGGCCGGUUGCGGUGCUUGCAUAGUGGCAGCUAAACGUCCGGACCGUUGUACGAACGAAGCUGUCAAUUCGUGCAUGGUCCCGAUAACGUCCUGUCAGAAUUGGGAAAUAACAACCAUUGAAGGAGUGGGAAAUAGGAAUGAAGGAUACCACCCUUUACAAAAAAGCUUAGCAGCUCACAACGGUAGCCAGUGUGGUUACUGUUCGCCGGGCUGGGUUAUGUCUAUGUACAGCCUUUUGCAACAAUACAAAACCCCGACCAUGAUAGAAAUCGAAAAACUACUAGGGUCUAACGUCUGCAGAUGCACUGGGUACAGACCAAUUUUAGAUGCCUUCAAAUGUUUCGGUAAAGAUGCUCCGAAAAAUCUAAUUCCUGAUAUUGAAGACUUAGUCAUUUGUAAGAAGACCGGACAGCCGUGCGAUAAUCCACGUGAUGCAGAUUGGUGCUUGGUGAAUAAAGAGGACGCUGAUGAGCCAAACACGAUUAGGAUAGAAUUGUGUGACGGAAGACUUUUUCUUAAGGUUUUUAAAAUAAGUGAAAUUCUGCGACUAUUGGAAACGGAGAAUUAUGAUUCUUACCAACUUGUUUGGGGAAAUACGGCUAGAGGUGCAUAUCCAACAGAUGUGCGCGCCCAGCUAUUAAUAGAUAUAACGGGGGUAAAUGAAUUGAAGGGAUAUUACUUGGAUCAGAAUCUGGUCAUCAACGUUGGAACCACUUUAACUGAAUUGAUGAGUAUCUAUAAAAAACUGUCAGAAGAAGAAGAAGACUUUCAAUAUUUGGGCCGGUUUUAUGAGCAUUUGGAAAUGGUAGCUCAUGUUGCUGUCAGAAAUUUAGGCUGCAUAGCCGGAAAUCUGAUGAUAAAACAUCAACAUAAUGACUUCCAAUCCGACUUGUUCGUGAUGUUCGAAACUGUCGGCGCUCAAUUGACUCUUGUAACAGGACAAGGUAAAUCAAGAACGGUAACUAUGGGAGAAUUCCUGCAGACAAACAUGCGAGGAACGGUUAUAUUAAACGUUAUGUUGCCUCCUUUGAAUAAGACCUAUUUGGUUACAACUAUGAAGAUAAUGCCUAAAUCUCAAAAUGCGCACGCUAUAGUCAAUGCUGGUUUUCUAUACAAAUUAGCCAAUAAUUCGAUAGUCACUCAAGCCAGGAUCGUCUACAACGGCAUCUCACCGACAUUCGUAAGGGCUUUAGGAACCGAGAAUUUCCUAAUCGGAAAACCGUUGUUCAAAAACGAAACUCUUCAGUCGGCUUUGAACAUUUUGAAGAAGGAUCUAAACGCCACUGAAAUGCCUCCCGAACCAAGCGCAGCGUAUAGACAGCAGCUGGGUUUGGCAAUGUUUUAUAAGGGUCUCUUAUAUUUUUAUCCAUCAAACAACAUAAAUCCGAGGUAUCUCUCUGGAGCUACAUUUCUCCGUAAGGCAAGACCUUUAUCACGUGGAGAGCAAAAUUAUGAAACAAAUUCUGCACUUUGGCCUUUAAGUCAGCCAAUCCCAAAGUUAGAAUCAUUGAUACAAUGUGCAGGUGAAGCAGAGUAUGUGGAUGACAUACCCUCGUUACCUUAUGAAGUAUUUGGUGCGUUCGUUUUAAGUACUGUUGCUCUGGGACAGAUCGCCUCAAUAGACGCUUCAGAAGCUUUGAAAAUAAAAGGAGUUAUAGCAUUCUACACGGCUAAAGACAUUCCUGGCAAAAAUUCGUUCAUUCCAAAAGAAGCGGUUAACACAUCAGAUGAAGAGAUUCUUUGUUCUGGGGACGUCAAAUACUAUAAUCAACCUUUGGGGAUAAUUGUAGCUGAAUAUCAACAUAUAGCUGUAAUCGCUGCUAAAAAUGUUAAAAUCAAAUAUACAAAUAUCCGGAAACCAGUACUAGAUAUUAGUGAUGCUAUAAGAGACCCAAAGAGAAAUUCAAUACUAACCUCUGUAGACGCAACGACUAGAGGUCAUGAUACCACACAAGUUGUCAAAGGAAAUGCCACUAUUUAUGGGCAAUACCACUUUAGUAUGGAAAUUUUAGUUUGUGUAACGCUUUCAACUGAAGAAGGAUUACAGGUCUAUCCUUCUGUCCAAAAUAUGGAUGGUGUGCAGGCUGUGAUAUCAAAAGCUUUGAAUUUAGACGCUAAUAGGAUAGACAUAAAAGUCCGACGCUUAGGAGGUUCUUACGGUAUCAAGGUCACGAGGUCCAACCAAGUAGCUGUGUCGUGCAGUUUGGUAUCAUUCAAAUUGAACAGGCCAUGUCGCUUCGUACUUCCGCUCUCAACUACUACAAGAGCUUACGGAAAGAGAUUUCCGUGUAUUGCUGAUAUGGAAGCUGGAAUAAACCGAAGUGGAAUAAUUCAAUACUUAAAUUUCAAAUUGUACGAAGACAAUGGUUAUAAAGUCAAUGAGAUCAUACCUUCAAUCAGUAGAGAUGUUUAUAAUAACUGCUAUGAAAAAUCUACGUGGUCAUUUCAGUGUAUUAAUACAAUCACCGAUACUGCUAAAAACAGCUGGUUCAGAGCACCUGGCACACUAGAGGCUGUGUCAUUCGUUGAAUUAUUCAUGGACAGAAUUGCCUACGAAGCAAAUUUAGAUCCUAUAGAAUUAAGGCUUGCUAACUUAGAUCCAGAACAUAAAGAUCUAAGAGAAAUGCUUGACACUUUAAUGAAGGAAUCCAAAUAUAAAGAACGAAGAAAAGCAGUUGAAAUUUUUAAUAAGAAUAACAGAUGGCUGAAAAAGGGAUUGCGUUUUAGUUUCUUGAAAUGGGCUAGCACUAUUGCUCCUUAUUUUGAUAUAGAAGGGGCUUUCAUAAUGGGCUUAGGAUACUGGACCACAGAGAGACUAGUCUAUGACAAGAAGACCGGAGAACUGCUGACCGAUACCUCUUGGACUUACUAUGUUCCACAAGCGCGUGAUAUACCGCAGGACAUGAGAGUUUAUUUCCGAAAGAAUUCUUAUAGUAACCGACCCAGUUUUGGAUCUAAAAUGACCGGGGAGCCGCCAAUGUGCAUGACAAUUUCUGUGCCUCUAGCUAUUAGAGAAGCCAUCACAUCUGCGCGACGAGAAUCCGGGAUACCAUCAACGCAGUGGUUUGACAUUGAUGGGCCCUACAAUUUGGAGAGCGUGUGCUUGUCAUCGGCGACAGACAUUAAAGAUUUCAAAUUUUAUUAAUAAUUACAUUUUACGACGUUUUCUUUUUGAAUUGUUUUGUGAAAAUAUCAUUCAACGCUUUGCGAUUGAUGUGUCUAUCAAACUAAUAUUGGAUUACGUAUUUGAAAAUACUUAAAUAAACUAAUUGAAUGCUUGUA
Molecule: messenger RNA, 3457 nt
Organism: Bombyx mori (domestic silkworm)
Lineage: Eukaryota; Metazoa; Arthropoda; Insecta; Lepidoptera; Bombycidae
Exons: 17
Coding region: 45-3320 (1091 amino acids)
Molecular function (GO): FAD binding; iron ion binding; oxidoreductase activity
Source: RefSeq, a predicted model, not a curated record